Messenger RNA from Fusarium graminearum PH-1, 836 nucleotides. RefSeq names its product NADH-ubiquinone oxidoreductase 21 kDa subunit. NCBI's taxonomy places the organism in Eukaryota, Fungi, Ascomycota, Sordariomycetes, Hypocreales, Nectriaceae. The record is from RefSeq and is a predicted model, not a curated record. The transcript has 4 exons. Bases 74 to 637 code for a protein of 187 amino acids.
GUACCGGAGACUGACGACCUCGAAAGGCUCGGUGAUAGUAUUCAAGGAAUUGUCACGGACGACGCACCACAAAAUGGCCGAGACCGCGACCAAGCAGGCGACCCCGUCCUUUGUCGGGACCAGCAAGGUCGUCCAGACCGAUUAUCCCCUCAUUGACAACGACCCUCACUUCAAGCGAGUCGUUGGAUAUGCCCGAACCUCCGAUUACCUCGCCGGCACUGCCGCUGCCGCUUUCGCUCCUGCAGCCCUCUAUGCUCUUGAGAAAUUCGCCCCAUCACACGUAGGAAAGGGUGGUUUCGCCAAGGCCAUGCGAUUGGCCGGAGGCAUUGGUGUCUUGGGCGGUUUUCUCUACUUCUAUCAAAGAUCGGCCCUCCGAUUCUACGGUGCUACUGAGAAUUCCCGCGAGAUUGAGAUGGACAUGCGCGAGAUGGUCGAUAAAGUUAAGAAGGGAGAGCCUCUUUAUGGUGCUAGCCGACUAAGCCCUCAUCUUCAGGGUGUCGCUGCCAGGCAGAGCAGGUACUCUGCUCUAUUCCUGAGCACGAUCCCCUGGUUCAACUUUGUGAACCACAACCAGCAUGGUGUUGACACGGCCAAGUACUAUCAACAGGCUGAGCGGGAACUGGAGGCGGAGCGCUAGCGAACAAGUGUAGCGGUAAAGUUAAAGCAUGCGCCGAUGAAAGGUCAAGAGAAAAGGGGUGUACAUUACCAGCGGAGGAGGGCACUGCCUCAGUGGCCUGGCGAGUUUUCUUGGAGAUGCGUGGAAAUAAAUUCCUUGAACCCUUAUUAUUUUCUGCAAGUACAGGUUGAGUGUGUUUUGAAGUUGAUUUUGGAGAACA